AUGAACGCAACAAGGGCUCUCGCUCAUCGCCAGCCCAUGAUCCGCUUUCUGGGAAAGCGCAGCACCCCUCAGAAGGUUGACCACACCCCGCACGUCCACCCUGCUUCUCCCAUGAGCGAGCUUCCCUCAUCUUUCAAAUCCUACCGACAGAAGGCACAACAGCACGGCCCGCUCAACCACAUUCCCAGCGCCUUUGUUGGCGGCCACAUUGGCGGUGCAUCCGGCAGGGACCUUGGCCCCAUUGAGGCAGGAAAGGGCUUGUACUUCGAUCGCUCUGAGCUGCCUGCACGCUUCCAGAACCUGUCAUGGACACAGGCUGAGAUGGAACUGCUCGAGUCCGGUGGUGCCAGCGCGUUUGCUUAA
This is a messenger RNA of Alternaria burnsii, 363 nucleotides long. RefSeq lists its product as uncharacterized. The transcript is spliced from 2 exons. Gene Ontology annotation, biological process: 2-oxoglutarate metabolic process. Lineage: Eukaryota; Fungi; Ascomycota; Dothideomycetes; Pleosporales; Pleosporaceae. Bases 1 to 363 code for a protein of 120 amino acids. The record is from RefSeq and is a predicted model, not a curated record.